This is a messenger RNA of Musa acuminata subsp. malaccensis (wild Malaysian banana), 1892 nucleotides long. RefSeq lists its product as uncharacterized. The record is from RefSeq and is a predicted model, not a curated record. NCBI's taxonomy places the organism in Eukaryota, Viridiplantae, Streptophyta, Magnoliopsida, Zingiberales, Musaceae.
CGCAGGAGUGGCGGAGUACUUCAUCUUCAAGUACGUUGGGCUUCUUUGGUCGCGGCGUAAUUUCCCGAUUCUGCGAGACCUCUUUGUUUAAUGGUAUAGAUGACCGCCUCCGCCAUGGUUACCGACGUCGCCAUCUCGACAGAGGCUUUCCUCGACCGGCCGGCGGCCUUAUCGGCCUUCUGCCGCCUCGGCUCGAGGAUCUCCCUCGGCCGCGAUCUCAUCGCCGCCGACAAGGCGGGGGAGCCGGCCGACGUGGGCCCUGAUGGGGAGGAUUCUGGUGGAGACUUCGUCGACUUCGAGUUCCGGCUCAAUCAUCCCGUCGCCAUGCUCCCUGCCGACGAGCUGUUCGCCGAUGGGAAGCUGGUACCGCUUCAGCUGGCGGCGACGAAGCCGGUGUCGAUGCACCCCGUGGCUGAGAUCCGCUCGCCGGAACAGCCGAAGUCGCUGAGGGUGGCCCAGGUCUCUGGUUCGGACCCCUAUGUCUUCUCUCCCCGCGCGCCGAGCUGCACCAGCCGAUGGCGGGAGCUGCUCGGCCUCAAGCGGGCGGCGAUCACGAAGGCGGACCACCCCGAGAACGUUUCGCCCGCCCCUGCUGCCGCCAAGUCCAAUAACCCUAACCCUGACGCCCGAUCCCUGAAGCAUUUCUUUCACCGGAACCACAAAUCGUCCCCGCUCGAGCCGUCGCUGAGCCUGCCCCUCCUCCGCGACUCCGACUCGGAAUCGGUCUCGAUCUCCGCCCGCCUCUCCCUCUCCUCUUCCUCCUCCUCCGGCCCGGACCACGAGGACCUCCCACGGUUCUCCCUCGACUCCGACAAGCCCAACCACCACAUCCCCAUGGUCCGGCUGGUCCGGCCGCUGCCGGCAGCGACGGAACUCGGACGGAGCCGGAUCAGGCGGACCGGGUCAUCGGAGAUGGCCACACCGCCGCCGCUGACCGUGCCGGUGGACAGCCCGCGGAUGAACCCGUCGGGGAAGGUGGUGUUCCACGGGCUGGAGCGGAGCUCGAGCAGCCCCGGAAGCUUCACGGGCGGGCCACGGCCGCGGCCGCGGGGGAUGGAGCGGUCCUACUCGGCCAACGUCGUCCGGGUCGCCCCGGUCCUCAACGUCCCAGUAUGCUCCCUCCGCGGUUCCGCAAAGUCCAGCCCGGUCUUCGGGUUCGGCCAGCUGUUCUCGCCGCCGAAGAAGGAGAAGGCCGGGCCGGGCGCAUCCGCGGCUCGGAGCGGUGGCAGCGCGAAGACCAAGAGCGACAAGGCAUCGAAUUCGUGGAAUUAGGCAGCAAAUCCCGCCUCUUGUUCAUCAAAGGUCGUUCCAUUACCCGUUCAAAUUUACCCUUCCUUAGUACUGUUAAUUUCGGCUUCUUUUUUUCGCCUUUGGAAUUCCCCUCUCCAAAAUCUCUGCACGACGAUUCGCCUGUAAAUAUUUGUCUCGCGCAACCGUUCUCUUCUGUCGUCUUGCGCUUCAUGUAAUAUUUAUGUGGUCUGUUGUUGCUGCGGUGCGGUGCGGUGCGGUGCGAUGCGGUGAGGUGGAUUGGAUCUGCGGGAGCGCACUACGGGCCAUGUGCUCGACGCCUCGAUCGGGGCGCGCAUUGCCAUGCCUUCUCCUCCUCCUCCUCCUUCCCCCCUCCCUCCUGCCUGUCCUCGUUGGCCGUACACCUGUACCCCAUGUGAUGUGCACGCCCUUCCAAGCCCACUUGUGACGGAUUAACCCGCAGGGAGUCAUAUUUAACCCCACAACCCAUGGGUUGGGGUUUGUCAACGGGUCGUAUUCUCUUGGGAAACGAAGCAAGAUAUGAAAUCAGAGGGUGUGCUGUCUCUGAGGAGCAGCAGCUCUGUGCUGAAUUGUUUGCACGUCGGGCGGAUCCCAAAUAUGCCGGUAUAUAAAUUUAAUUUCCA